Messenger RNA from Botrytis cinerea B05.10, 1129 nucleotides. RefSeq lists its product as hypothetical. The coding region runs from base 97 to 1017 and encodes 306 amino acids. The transcript is spliced from 5 exons. The record is from RefSeq and is a predicted model, not a curated record. Lineage: Eukaryota; Fungi; Ascomycota; Leotiomycetes; Helotiales; Sclerotiniaceae. Gene Ontology annotation, molecular function: oxidoreductase activity, acting on the CH-OH group of donors, NAD or NADP as acceptor; NADP binding.
GGCUAUGCCGCCAUUCACAAUCAUACCACAGCACCCACCCAGGUAUAUCACAACAGAAAUUUUGUGCUUGAUAUCAGAAAGACAAAAGUUAUCGCAAUGGCUCCACGUCUUGCAUUUAUCGGUAUGGGUUUGAUGGGCCAGGGUAUCACAAAGAAUCUGGUCGAAAAGGGAGAAUUUGAAAAACCUCUAAUUCUCUACAAUCGAACACAAAGCCGUGCCGAAGAGCAAAGCGCACGUAUUGGACACUCAAUAGUGUCCAGUUCUUUGUCUGAGGUCGUAUCAAAAGCCGACAUUAUCUGGUCAUGUAUUCAAAACGAGGAGGCCGUAACAGAAAUGUUCAAGUCCCUCUCCAGUUUUGAUAUCCGUGGGAAAUUGUUCGUGGAAAGCUCAACGAUCCCGGCUGAGACCGCAGAUAGUCUCUCGAAGCAAAUCUUGGAUGCUGGUGCCGAGUUUGUUUCUAUGCCUGUUUUUGGUGAGCCUAGUCUAGCAUAUGCUGGGAAUCUAGUUUGCGUUCCAGCAGGCCCUCGGGAGUCGGUUGCCCGUAUAAAACCUUACCUUGUGGGCGUAGUAGCAAAAGCAAUUAUCGAUCUCAGUGGAGAGAGUCCCGGUAAAGCUGCUCUAUUAAAGAUGAUAGGAAAUGUUCUAAUCGUGUCGACAAUGGAGACUGUGGCUGAAGUGAGCGUACUUGCAGCGAAAACUGGGAUAGGUAACUCCCAUAUCCAAGAGUUGAUCUCGAACUAUUAUAAAGUCGGUCCCCCAAUAUACGCGAAGAAAAUGCAUGCAGGUGAUUACUACAAACAUGAGCCAAUGGUCGAGACUUCCAAAGCUAUCGAUCUUAGUUCAAAAGUUCUUGAGCUAGCGGCAUCCGUUGGAGUGCCGCUAAAAGGGUAUGAAGUUGGAAUCGAGCAUAUGGUUGCUGCAAGAGACAUUGCUGGUCCAAAAGCUGAUAUUCUCAGCAUUUAUGGAGCUGUUAGAAUGGAGAGCAACUUAAAAUUUCAGAACAGUGAUGAGAAAUAGUUGUAAUGACUUACGGUGGAUAUCGGAAAGUGAGGUUUCUUAUACAGAUACUGCGCAGUAAAUUUGUGAUGGUUAAAUUCAUGUACUAGAAUAGAAAGAAAUCAAGUUACCA